Molecule: messenger RNA, 249 nt
Organism: Cydia strobilella
Lineage: Eukaryota; Metazoa; Arthropoda; Insecta; Lepidoptera; Tortricidae
Gene: Rpb10
Product: DNA-directed RNA polymerases I, II, and III subunit RPABC5
Exons: 3
Coding region: 23-226 (67 amino acids)
Biological process (GO): transcription by RNA polymerase I; tRNA transcription by RNA polymerase III; transcription by RNA polymerase II
Cellular component (GO): RNA polymerase I complex; RNA polymerase III complex; RNA polymerase II, core complex
Molecular function (GO): DNA binding; zinc ion binding
Source: RefSeq, a predicted model, not a curated record
AAAAUAAUUGUACAAAAUCAGAAUGAUCAUCCCAGUCCGUUGUUUCACUUGUGGAAAGGUCAUUGGCAACAAAUGGGAGGCCUACCUCGGGCUUCUACAAGCCGAGUACACUGAGGGUGAUGCCUUGGAUGCCCUCGGCCUGAAGAGGUACUGCUGCCGCCGCAUGCUGCUCGGACACGUGGAUCUGAUUGAGAAGCUUCUCAAUUAUGCACCACUAGAAAAAUAAAUGAAAUAUAAAGUAGGUUAUAA